This is a messenger RNA of Rhododendron vialii, 1816 nucleotides long. RefSeq names its product meiotic recombination protein SPO11-1. Gene Ontology annotation, molecular function: DNA topoisomerase type II (double strand cut, ATP-hydrolyzing) activity; DNA binding; ATP binding. Gene Ontology annotation, biological process: meiotic DNA double-strand break processing; reciprocal meiotic recombination; meiotic DNA double-strand break formation. Bases 101 to 1195 code for a protein of 364 amino acids. Lineage: Eukaryota; Viridiplantae; Streptophyta; Magnoliopsida; Ericales; Ericaceae. Gene Ontology annotation, cellular component: nuclear chromosome. The transcript has 18 exons. The record is from RefSeq and is a predicted model, not a curated record.
UCCAAUAAAGCUCGAACCAAUGAGAGAGUACGACCCCUCCUCCUCCCUUCUAUAAAUACCCGCUCUAGACAUUUUGAAUCAGUUUAAAAAACCACAAGAUAUGGAGGGAACGCGUUCAAAUAUCAAAUCUGGCGACCUACUGAAGAAGAUCAAAGGGAUAACUCGAUCGAUUCUCGAAGAUAUAUGCACCGGACGAUCGCCGUCGCUUUACAUCGAUCGUUUCAGGAAUUACUGCACCGACGCUACUGGAAACUGUUUUUGCAGCUUUGAUUUGUCCAUUGGAAAGGAAAUUCUCAUACUACAGAGGGAAUGCCAUGCACGUAGGCUGGAUGUCUUGCUAAGAGUGCUAUUGGCUGUUCAGCAACUUCUGCAGGGAAACAGGCACGGGUCAAAAAGAGAUAUAUAUUACAUGCAUCCUUCUGUAUUUCAAGAACAGUCAGUUGUAGACCGAGCAAUCAAUGACAUAUGCAUCCUUCUGCACUGCAGUCGCCACAACCUAAAUGUGGUAUCUGUUGGAACUGGAUUGGUGAUGGGCUGGUUGAGAUUCAUAGAAGCUGGAAGGAAAUUUGAUUGCAUUAGUAGUCUUAAUACUGCUCAACCUGUUCCUGUACAUGUUGAAGAAGUCAAAGAUAUAGUUAGUGUUGCACAUUACAUACUUGUUGUGGAGAAGGAAUCAGUGUUCCAGCGAUUAGCAAAUGAUCAGUUCUGCAACAAAAACCGCUGCAUCGUGAUCACAGGAAGAGGAUAUCCUGAUGUCCCCACAAGAAGGUUUUUACGGCUUCUUAUGGAAAAGCUGAGUCUGCCUGCCUAUUGCUUGGUGGAUUGUGAUCCAUAUGGCUUUGACAUCUUGACUACAUACCGUUUUGGUUCUAUGCAAAUGGCCUACGAUGCAAAAUAUCUACGGAUGCCUGAGAUACAUUGGCUUGGAGUUUUUCCUUCAGAUUCUGAGAAGUAUGGGCUUCCACAGCAGUGUCUCCUUCCUUUGACAGCAGAAGAUAAGUCGAGAAUUGAAGCGAUGUUGCUAAGAUGUUACCUGCAGCGAGAAGUGCCUUAUUGGAGGUCGGAAAUGGAGCUGUUGCUGCAGAGAGGUGUGAAAUUUGAGAUCGAAGCAUUAUCUGUGCAUUCACUUUCCUUCUUAUCAGACGAGUACAUACCAUCUAAGAUUCAAGGCAAUCUACACAAUGUUACCGAGUGACAUACUUUUGGAACAAUAAGGAAAUCUUGUAAAAACAGGGUUGUGUUCUUAAAGUGAACGUCGAUUGUGAAACAUGCAAGAUGAAGCUGUAUGAAGUGCUGCGUUCCAUUUCCGGAGUGUAUUCUGUGACAAUAGAUGCAGAGGAAGGCCUGGCAAAGAUAUCGGGAGAGGUGGACCCAAACAUACUUCUUCAGGCCGUAGGGACAUCCGGUAAACACGCAGAACUCAAGUGGGUUCAGCUCAAUAGUCCCAUGGUACCAAACCGAUCCCAACACUAUCGCGAUGAAAUGGAUAAACCAUACUGUCCAUAUGCCAUCAGUUAUGGUCAGUAUCACGGAUAUGGCCGGGCGAUAGAGCAACCACACUGGGGAAGAAGGGGAUUGCCCGAAGCCGAAGGCAGCCUGUGGUGCAACACCCAUUCGACGUACUGCCUGCCGCCACUGCCAGAAUAUUCCUACAAUUACAGCUCCAUCUCCUUUUAUCCGCCGCCCCAGGGCGCUCAUUAUUCUUGAACCUUACACAGUGGCAUGUACCCCUGAGAAUGACACCUUUUUUCUUUUCUAUUUUUGAUUGUUUAAGCUGAACAUGGCUCGUGUUUUUUUUCAUAAAGCCACGAGGAAU